Esox lucius (northern pike) is the source of this 3472-nucleotide messenger RNA. It is a transcript of the gene txnrd3, whose product is annotated as thioredoxin reductase 3. The record is from RefSeq and is a predicted model, not a curated record. Gene Ontology annotation, molecular function: thioredoxin-disulfide reductase (NADPH) activity; flavin adenine dinucleotide binding; glutathione-disulfide reductase (NADPH) activity. The transcript is spliced from 16 exons. Gene Ontology annotation, biological process: glutathione metabolic process; cell redox homeostasis; cellular response to oxidative stress. Bases 307 to 2112 code for a protein of 601 amino acids. Gene Ontology annotation, cellular component: cytosol; mitochondrion. Lineage: Eukaryota; Metazoa; Chordata; Actinopteri; Esociformes; Esocidae.
UUUACGCAAGACUUUCGCGGGGUUGAUGGUGUAGAUUAAUGGUACUAGGCGGUAGCUCAAAAGCGAUGAGUACAAACAAUUGACCCGUUGGAAGUACAGCUAGUCCAUAUAGAUAACUAGCAAGGUAGUUUCUCUGUGUCUGUUUCGCAAGGAACAGCCAUUUAACAAAAUCUGACUUAGUGUUAUCGUUUAGCCGGCUUGGUUGAGUGUUGGAGGGAGUUUCACUCCUCUCUUCAUUGCUGACCACAAGUUGAGCCUUGGAAGAGCUAAGGCAUCGAAGCCGAGGUAGACGGAAAUAGUCCGAAAAUGCCUCCAAUCGAAAAUGACGUCGGGAAAAAUCAACUAAAAUCUCGUAUACAGGAACUUAUUGAUUCAAAUCAAGUGGUGGUAUUCAGUAAAAGCUAUUGUCCGUUUUGUGUGAAGGUGAAAGAUCUGUUCAAGGAGCUGAAUAUACAGUGCAAUGUGGUGGAGUUGGAUCUAGUGGAGAAUGGAUCCAACUAUCAAGAACUGCUGCUUGAGAUGACUGGGCAGAAAACGGUCCCCAAUGUUUUCAUCAACAAGACACAUUUAGGCGGCUGUGAUAAAACGUUGCAGGCCCACAAAGACGGUGUCCUGCAGCAGCUGCUGUGUGGGGAGAAUGAGGUCUACGACUACGACCUCAUCGUGAUUGGGGGCGGAUCAGGGGGCCUGUCCUGCUCAAAGGAGGCAGCGAUGCUUGGCAAGAAGGUCAUGGUGUUGGACUAUGUGGUUCCCACACCAAAAGGCAACACCUGGGGCCUGGGCGGUACCUGUGUCAACGUGGGCUGCAUCCCCAAGAAGCUCAUGCACCAGACGGCUCUGCUCAGGACGUCCAUGCAGGACGCCCGCAAGUUUGGCUGGGAGUUGCCUGAAGAGACAGCCAAGCACAACUGGGAGACGAUGAAGACUGCCGUGAACAACUACAUUGGCUCGUUGAAUUGGGGGUAUCGUGUGGCGCUGCGAGACAAGAACGUCAACUAUGUCAACUCCUACGCAGAGUUCGUUGAGCCGCACAAAAUCAAGGCGACCAACAAGCGUGGGAAGGAGACCUUCCACACAGCAGCCACAUUUGUCUUGGCGACGGGAGAGAGGCCGCGUUACCUGGGCGUCCCUGGAGACAAGGAGUACUGCAUCACCAGCGACGACCUCUUCUCUCUGCCCUACUGCCCGGGCAAGACCCUGGUGAUCGGAGCAUCCUACGUGGCCCUGGAGUGUGGGGGCUUCCUGGCGGGCCUGGGUCUAGACGUGACGGUCAUGGUGCGGUCCAUCCUGCUGCGGGGCUUCGACCAGGACAUGGCCAACCGGGCCGGCGAGCACAUGGAGGAGCACGGUGUCAAGUUCCUCCGGAAGUACGUCCCUGUCAAGGUGGAGGAGCUGGAGGCGGGGGCUCCUGGGAGGCUGAAGGUCACCGCCAGGAGCACGGAGAGCGAGGAGACAAUUGAAGGGGAGUACAACACUGUGUUGAUAGCAGUGGGGCGGGACGCCUGUACCGGCAAAAUUGGCCUGGAUCAAGCCGGGGUCAAAGUCAACCCAAAGAAUGGUAAAAUCCCGGUGAACGACGAGGAGCAGACCAACGUGCCCCACAUCUACGCCAUCGGCGACAUCCUGGAGGGCAAGUGGGAGCUGACGCCGGUGGCCAUCCAGGCGGGCAAGCUGCUGGCACGGAGGCUGUACGCGGGGGCCUCACUCAAGUGUGACUACGUGAAUGUCCCCACCACUGUGUUCACCCCGCUGGAGUACGGCGCCUGUGGGCUGUCUGAGGAGAAGGCUAUCGAGCUGUACGGCCAGGAGAACCUGGAGGUGUACCACAGUCUGUUCUGGCCUCUGGAGUUCACCGUUCCCAACAGAGACAACAACAAGUGUUACGCCAAGAUCAUCUGCAAUAAGCUGGACAGUGACCGUGUAAUCGGGUUCCACUACCUGGGGCCCAAUGCCGGCGAGGUGACGCAGGGCUACGGUGCCGCCAUGAAGUGCGGUCUGACCAAAGAGCAGCUGGACAACACCAUUGGAAUCCACCCAACGUGUGCCGAGAUCUUCACCACCAUGGAGGUGACCAAGAGCUCCGGCGGUGACAUCACCCAGUCAGGCUGCUGAGGUUAAACCCUGCUCGUUUAGCGGGCUGUCCUCCAUCUUGGGUCUCCCCCCUCGCUCUUGCUUCGUAGCUUCGCCCCUACGUGGGCCGCCCUCUCAACAGUCCACAACCAUGACCAGUAGCUUCUCAGGAAAAUCCAGUAAGGUGAUCUGAAACUGUGGUGGACCCUGAACGGAUGAGACCACUCCUUUGGGUGGGCGGGCCUGGCCAGGAGGUUGUGGGCCGAUAGGCUGCCUGUCCCCCCCCCCCCAAAUUACAAAAAAUUAAAUGGAUGCACUGAGGGCGGCUUGUAGUGCGGAAGCAAGAUGUUGAGGUGGGAUGCUGUGGAAAGGACAGCCCGCUAGACAGCGGGGUUACUCUGCUGCUUCGUAAGGCGCCCCCUUGUGUGUCCUGACCAGAGGUGCGCCCACUGUCCUCAAGGACGGAUGUGUGCUGUUUGAAGUCCUGUCCCUUAACCCAGUCUCUGUGGUGGGCUAGGACCGAUGUCCCUCUGUGUUGGGAGACACUGGGAGGUGAACCAAACCCUUUCGUCCAACUCCCCAACUUUUAGACACAUUUUCUUAUUCGCCUAUGACUCUGUAGUCAGGCAGUGGUGUGAACUACGGACACACAGCCAGUGUUAGACUGAAUGGAUAUCGUGUUCCUCUGAACUCUCUGAUUUGGUUUGUCGGAGCUCCUUGUCAUAUUUGCUUGAUAGAAGAUAAAUAUGUUCUAAUGUUGUGUUUUCUUUUUGUGAUGAGCCUCAAGCCAUCAGCGGUCUGGGCAUAAUCUCCUGUCAGACGUGUAUAUGAUCUGAUAGCGUACACAAGAAAAAGUCCCAAGUUAAUGGCUGUUUGUUUUAUCUGCAUUCCUUGUGUACACCUUGACAUUUCUCUGGGUCGGAGUCGUCGGUCUCAGAUUGUAAAUGACUUCCAUGUCCGACUUCUAACAGUGUUAACCAAAGGAAAUGCACGCAGGAGUCCACGAAAACGAGCUUCUGACAACCACUCUCAUUUGACCUGUCAUUCAGCCACGAGGUCCCUUAAAACACUUCCCACUUGAACUCUUCGUAUUCCAGUACAUGUACAAUAUGGGUUGUAAUGAAUGUUACGGUUUAAAAACUAAAAUCAAAUGUUCCAGUGAGAAGUCUUAUGAGUACUUCGUCGUAUUGGUUUGGCCUUUCUGUUUUUGUUUGUUCCGUUUUGUGUAUGUAAGAUGUAUCUAAUCUGGGAGAGGUCGGUGUUUAACAGUAAAUUCCUCUCUGACUGCUGUUGUUGACCAUGGAGAUGGUUGAAGUGUAUGAAUGGCUGACUUCACUGGCAUCACUGUUUUUUUGUAGAUUCACACUCGCAAUACUUUAAUAAAAGUAAACUGAACAUGCAA